Molecule: messenger RNA, 7113 nt
Organism: Aedes albopictus (Asian tiger mosquito)
Lineage: Eukaryota; Metazoa; Arthropoda; Insecta; Diptera; Culicidae
Product: cilia- and flagella-associated protein 44
Exons: 9
Coding region: 186-5969 (1927 amino acids)
Molecular function (GO): protein binding
Source: RefSeq, a predicted model, not a curated record
GUCUGUCCGGGAACAACGUUUGAGCUGGUAGGCGGAACCUAGUUCGACAGGAUUCGUCUGGAAAACAGUGGUGGUAAAAACUCCCCUGAGCAAUCCCUACACCAACGCGUUCAACAAAGCAACUAUAGCAACCGAGGCGCGUUGUUUAUAAGCCAUCUGAAAUCAGAAGCAAAAUCGACACCAAAAUGUCACAAACUAGUCAAGGUUCUGUGAAAGCUAGUGAAAAAUCUUUGAUUUCAAAACCCAUAAGAAGUUCGUCUUGCACUAUCCCUUCGGAAAUACUAGAAUUUGACUACUCCUAUGGAUAUGACUGCAAACGGCCCUUCAACUUGUGCAAAAUUGACGACGCCACGCUCGUCUUCGCCUCCGGUAAUUUGAUUCAUUUUUUCGACGUGGCAACGCAAACCGUAACCACCCGGCGAAGUUCGACCGGCGGAGGAAUCGGCUGCAUUCAAACGAACCCCAACCCGGAGCUAUGCCACUUGACCGUGGGAGAAAAUGGAGACAAUCCACCCAUCAUAAUCUACCAGUACCCGGAAAUGAACGUAGUGAACAUUCUACAAAACGGAACAACCCAAGCGUACAGCCGUGUGGACUACAGUGCCGAUGGGGAACUGUUGGUUUCGCAGGGUUGCGAUCCGGACUACAUGUUGACCGUGUGGAACUGGCGCGAUGCGGAAAUCAUUCUGCGGUGUAAAUCGUUCUCCAACGAUGUUAUAAACGUUAUGUUUUCACCAACAGUUGCUGGGCACCUGACUUCCUGCGGCCUUGGUCACAUUAAAUUCUGGAAAAUGGCACAAACGUUUACUGGCCUAAAGCUUCAAGGUGAACUCGGCCGCUUUGGAAAGACUGAAAUUUCCGACAUCGUUGGAAUUCUCCCGAUGCCCGACGAAAAAGUCCUAUCCGGUUGUCAAUGGGGAAAUGUUCUAGUUUGGGAAGCAGGGCUCAUCAAAAUAGAGGUUUGUCGCAAAGGUCGAAAGCCGUGUCAUCAAGGUCCCAUAACGCAGAUUAGUGUACGGGACGGUGAAGUGAUGACCUGCGGAAUGGACGGGUUUAUCAGAAUCUGGUUUUGGGAAACCGUUGAGCUGGCUGAUCCUCCGGAUGAUGAUCGCGUAGUACAGAUUGAGCCAAUAAUGGAGUAUAGAAUCGGUACUGAUCUGUGGCACAGUGAGCUGAUCUGUUUGAUAAAGAAAGAAGGAGAUUUCCAGUGGUAUGCACAGGACGGCAAUGGAGGAAUUUGGGAAUGCGAUAUAACACCGGCCUACAAACCAGCUGAACCAAAGCAACUACUCAAGUGUCACUCUGGCCCAAUUAUGGCAGUUCAAUCCAGUCCAAUUACACACCACGUAGCCACUUUGGGAAGUGACGGCAGGUUAUUCAUGUACGACUAUUUACACCGAAAAAUGGUAUUCGAAUAUCGAUUCAGCUCAAGUGGCCAUGCCAUGCUUUGGCUUCCCGUUACCCUGGAACCUUCUGGAAUGAUUAUGGUGCUGGGUUUUGGAGAUGGAUUCAUUCGUAUUAUUAAAGUUAACUUGAACGCAUCAAGUACUGAAUCACCCAUUUGCAUUGUUCAGAUAAUAAAAUCUCAUUCGGAGACAAUUACAACAUUGGCCAUCAACCAGCGAGAAACUAUAUUAGUAUCAGGCUCCGAGGAUAAAUCCAUAUUUGUGCACCAAUUGAUCAGAGGCACUUCCAAUGUGACGCUAGAACCAAUUGGCCUAGUAUACACACCAUCUCCAGUGUCUAAUAUUAACUGGAAACCUAACGCUUUCGCCACUGUCCUGAUAGGCUGCCGUCAUGGACAGGUACUGGAAGUAGAACUUCCUGAAACUCCAACGGACUACACCAAUAUAUCAUACCAUUUGAAAGCUAUCGACAUAAGACAACUAACGUUUCAAUCGGUGAAAUCGGAAAUAAAACGAAACAUUCGGAUCGCGGAAAUUGAAGAACGCAAACAGCAGAAGCGAGCCAAGAAAAUGAAGAGCUUGGAAAGAAUCCGUGAAGAGAAUCCAGGAGUAGAAAUAAAUGAAAACGCUUUUUUAGAAGACUCGGAAGACGAAGAGGAAUUGGAGCAGUUAUAUAUUCCAAAGAUUCCGAAUGCCGUGCUGUGGGUACAGUACACCGAAGAGGAUACGCUGUGGCUAUCAAUGGCCGGCUACGACGCUGGAUUUGUCUAUGAGUACGAAUUCGAUGAUGAGGAUCCUGUAUCUUGUACGCCAGUUCCGGGAGCAGAAGACACCGAGAUUACCACGUAUCUCUACGAUCAACACUACCUGAUUUUUGGAAUGGGAGAUGGCUCAAUACGAGUGAACCGUACGAAAGAAGACUUUCGCGACUUGAAUGAAUACUUCACCCUCAAUAUGCAUUACAACCUGAACGGGAAAGUUUCGGGACUGGCUUUCAGUAAUGACAAUCGAUUUCUUUUUUCUGUCGGAACGGAUGGCAACUUGUUUGCCUACAAGUGGUAUUCUUCCACAGCACCGACAGCACCUCCGAAACCAAAAUCUCAAGAAAUGCCUAUUCCAUGCGUCGAAGACAUUGAAGAUCCUACCUUUUUGUCACUCGAACAGCAAAAAAUCAAACAAGAAAAUGACCGAAAAGCUAAGCUAUUGAAUGAUCAGAAGAAUGACAUUUUAAAUACCGUGGCAGACUACCGAAAGCAGUUCGAGCAAAUCCUUGCUAGAAAUCUUGCCCUCCCGGAGUCUCAACGAUUCACAAUGGAAGAUUUCACUCUGGAUGAAAGAAUUACAGCGGACUUGAAACAAGAACUUGAGGAAAAAAUGGACCUGGUCCGUCGGAAGACAGCAUUCGAUGUGGAAAAGGCAAGACUUUCUGGAGAGAAAUUGAGAAAAUUCUUUCUAGAAGAAAUGGAACACGCACCGAUCGAAGUUCUUGGAGUUAGAAUUUCAACUUCAGUGAAGUCAUUCAGGAUUGGUAAGCUGAAUGAUGAAUAUUAUCAAACUGUUGCAGAUUUGGAACACCGAAUCGAAGAAGAAGAAGCAAGAAGAAGGCGGUUCAUGGAAAUGUGCAAAUCACCGGAGGACAGAAUGGUAAAACCUGCAGAUCAUGCCAAAUUAGACCAUCGUGAAGACUCCCAACAAGACAAGAAAGAAUCAUUCCUUGAUGGCUUAACACAAUCGACGAUUGAUUUCAAGCUGGAAACUAAAAUGCGUCGUUUGCUGGCAAAAUACCGUGAGAGAAAGUCCAAGGAACGUAUUCGUAAGGUGGAGUGGGAAGAGUUAAAGGGUCGAAAACCGGAUCCAAAUGUCAACCAUCCUGAAGAUGAUGCAGCCAUCAAAGAGGCCAUCAGUACCAUCGGAGACUACAAACUAAAAACGGACCUUGAAUAUGAGCCAAACGAAGAAGAACUGGAAACUACACUGACCAAGUACCGCGACCUGUUGCAAGUGAGGAAAGAGAUGUGCACAAUUCGCAGCAACUACAAUGAGGAAGUGUUUGCGCUGAGAGAUAAAAAGAAAGCUCUAAAGGAAUACGUCGAGCAGAAAAGGCAAAAGCUCAUAGACAUUCAUGAGGAGAUUCCUGAACAACAGCGAAAAAUGCCUCCAGUUGAAGUCACUAUCAAUAUUGCUGUAGAAUAUCCUGAAAAUGAGCUUGAAAUGGCGGAAAAUCUGAAGUCGGAGAAAGAUAUCCCUGUGGUGGUUAGAAGAAGGCGAAUGGAUUUGGGUAGCACCGAAUACGCCGAACGAAUGCAGAAAUAUGCUCUGGGGUUGGCACCGCAUCCAAAUGGUACUCCUUACACACCGUUGGGAACCGAAUGGGAAAAGGAGCUGAGAGAAAUGAGAUUGAUGAAAAAGUUGUUUAAGCAGGAUAAGAUCAUCGAUAAAAUUACGAGGAAGAUUGAUGAUUUUGACCGAGAACUAACUGAGCUUUCCGAACGCCGAAUGAAGGUCGAAGUGGACGCCAAGUACUUGGAAAUUUAUCAAUUGACGCUUUAUCAAGAACUAUGGAUUUUGAAAGACUUUGAAAAAAUAGAACGUAAGAUGAUCAACACCGUGGAAGAACUCACCCUAGAGCGAAAUAGUCUGCAAAAUUUAGUCGUUGAAUCUAAGCAGUACAUAGAACAAUCUAAGCAGGAAAUGGAACAGAUUAGAUCAGAGCAAAAGUCAAUAUUUCAACAAUUUACGGCCAGUUGUGCAGAUAACAGUUUUUCGCCAUUCCUCAAACGUAUCUACAAGAAAAAGUACAAGCCGUGCAAAAUCAACAAUGAUAAAGACGAGACCGAAUCCUCGAGUGAGUACUCUUCCGAGGACAUCGAUGCGUUGGAGAAUGCUGUCGAUACAGAGGUCAGUAAGAUAUUCCUUGACGAGCAACCGUGUCCAAUUGGAUGCGACCCGGAACUGUAUGAGCUAACUAUCAAAUUGAGAAACGAGAAGUUAGAAUUGGAAAAGAGAUACUACGAAGAGAACAGAACACUAAACGAAACCAUCAAAACCAUGGAAGGAUACAAGAUGAAGCUGGUUUACGUAGAAGCACGACUUAAUGACAAGAAGCGAGAGUUGCUGAACUUCAGGCGAGAGAAACAAGCCAGAUUGAAUGAUAUAGACACACUUGUCAUACUGAAGAUGGAUCAAAUGCAAUAUUUCAGAACGGAAACUGAAUUCUAUGAUAUCGCGAAUAGUUUGCUAUUCAACAAUGAGAAAUUGAUGAAGCUGUAUGCUCGGGUUGGUCAGCUGGCUAUGGAAACCCUAGAAACUAAACGAAAGCACCGCAUCAACGUUGUACAUUUGGCACGAAUGCGCACGGAUAUCAAAUACAUGGAUCAGCAGAUUAUCGUACUCAGAGAUGAAAUCAAUCAAGCGAUGAUCAAAAAGUUUGGAAGAAUAAUCAAUCUGGAUGAGUUAGAGGAAACUAUACUGCGGAAGUUUGCUUUUGAGAUGAGAGCUAAUAUGGAUGACGUAAAGAAGAGCUAUGCAGAAAGGACGAGGGAUUUGAAAAACCUUUACUCGAAGAAACAACAGGAGCUAACAAAAGUGAUUCAGGAAGGAACAGAAAAACUGCAUAUUUUGACCGUCUUACAAGAAGAAUAUAACAAUUUAACGAAAAUGCUGGCACAUCAGAAAAAGUUAAUGGAGAAGAAGGACCAAACUCCAAUCAACUAUGAGUCUGAUUUGGCAAAACUCAAAGAAAUAGCCAAAGCUCAGAAGGAACAAAUCAACAUGCUGCAGCGAGAAAUUCGAACGUUGAGUAUGAAGUGUAAGCCGCUAAGUUCAGAUACCGCUCAAAUCAUGGAGUCGUUGCAGCAAGGAAUAAAGCCUGGAAAAAUAACGGAUGAUUCUACUUAUCCAAACGUGAUGGAUUCAGCCCCUCCCAGUACAAGAGCAAGUUCACCGGAUAACUUUUUGUACAACGAAAUUUCAUCUCUGGUCGACGAUUUCCUGGUUGAUCAUUUAGGAACAUUUGUCCAAAAGUCGGACAUUAAACGAGUUGUCACCCACUUGUCUCAUUACCUGUCCAACAUAAUUGCCAACUUUGCACCAGAGCAUGCUAGUGACCUUCUCCCACAUAUUAUCGAAAACUUCAAGUCAUUCAUUCCGGAGGAACUUUUGUUAACCAUCCCUCCGCAGUCCAUAGCCGAGUUGAUCGAGAACAUAUUCCGUACAUUCAAAGAGGGCUAUGACAUCGAUACCAAGGAGAUCCUCAACGAGAUCAUCAAUAACAGUUUGGAGAUGGUUCCUCCUGCUUCUCAGAACUACUCGUACAACAUCCUGGCGGAUAUUCUCAAGCAGGUUCUGUCCACCCUCCAUAUCACUGACAUCAACCAUCCGGAAACGGUCAACUUCAUUGCGAACGGUCUUCGGAACAAACCGGGAAUCGAUCCACCGGCUGUCAAUGUUGAACAACUUUCACACGAGCUACUACAGUAUGCAGCCGAGAACAUGGUAGACGACGUCAGUCAAGACACCAUCAGACAUAUCAUCGAAGGGAUUCUACAGGUUAGCGCUAAGUAACAUAGUAAGUUAUCAGUUUGAAGUAAAUUGUGAAGCUAAUUUUUCUACGCAGUGUUUGAGUGAAAUGAAUCAUUUUCUUGUAACCAGAUAGAACUGGAGUGUGAUUCAAAUCAGCUGGACUAAGGUUAUAUUGAUAUAAAUCAUGUGGACUCCGUCACUUGUGAAAUUUUAUUAUUGCUUAUCACCUAAAAGGGGAUAACCUACUAGAACUGGACUUUUCCUAUAACUGUUAUCGUACAACAAGUCGUAAUCUGUGGAAAUCUUCGCUUAUUGGAAACUCUCAAUUAUUCAUUCACGUCAACAUUCACCUCGUAUUUCUUUCCAUGGGUUCAAAUUGUUUGUCACUUGGUGAUAGCAGCUUUCUUGUCCGAACCUUUUCCCGGUGCAAAAUCAUCAUGCGCCCACACCGUGCCUGUGCGCGUGAUAUCUUGGUGCGCAGUAGCGCACACCAUUCGCCUCGCAAACAAUGAACGAUUCUGUGCCCGUAAGCUUGGUAGUGUGAUUGAGCAUGUUCGUUAUCAGCAGCCAGGAAAUGAGCACGCACCAUUUGGCGUGAUGUCAAUCGCUGUCUGCGUUGGGAAAUUUGAGGACUCUCCGCACAAACACCUAUGAUAGAUCGGCGAAAAGCACUGGUUCCAGCUGGAUCAGAUUACACUUGUAAAAUUAAUUACAAUAAAAAUACCGGAUUAUGCCAGAUUUGUAUUCGGGCUCAUUCCAUAUUCUGGUAGAAUUCCAUCGAAAAAAAUUGACCCUCUUGAUCUGCCGGGUUAUCAGUCGUUUUUUUUCAGCUUCAGCGCAAGCUUAUUGACUGCGAUGUUCAUGGACAAACCGAAUUUUUGCCAAGUCAUUCAAUUAAGCCAUACCAACGUACGGACGGGCACAUGAUUUCCUGUUGUGUACAUACUGCAUUCGUGUUAGAUAAGACAAUAAUGGUCAGAUAGGGAGACGAUGGAAAGUUUUUUGCGCAUCUAUCCAUGGACAAAAACAAAUUUAUUUUGAGACCAUGAUGCUCAAAGAAUGAUAGGAAUUAAAUUUAUAAGGCUUGUGACCUCGAAAAUGUUGGAAACUUUGAAAACUGAAGGUGAAUGAAAAUGAAACAUUUUGAACGAAUUUUUGGAUUUGAAAAAACUGCUGAGAAUCAUUU